AUGAAAUAUUUAAGCUAAUACAACCAGAAAUCAAAAAAAUAAAAGAUAAAAAGAAAGAAGACAUGAAAAUUUCUAUUUCUAUUACUGAAGAUAAAUUAACCUUUAUCGGACAUAACCUCGAUGAACAACAAAAAAGAAUAUAA
Molecule: messenger RNA, 143 nt
Organism: Racocetra persica
Lineage: Eukaryota; Fungi; Glomeromycota; Glomeromycetes; Diversisporales; Gigasporaceae
Source: the annotation of a GenBank genome assembly